AUGCACGAACUUCAAGAGGAAAUCCUCAGGACAUCCAAGCCCUUGCUAAAAAUACUCGACUAUGCCAUCGAACUAGACUGUAUUUGUGCCUUGGCCACGGCGGCCAUAAAAAUGAAUGGAGUGAGACCGAGAUUUAUAGAAGGAAAUGUCAUAAAAAUCAAGAAAGGAAGACAUAUCCUUUUUGAAACUCUUCAUCCAAACUACAAGACAAAUUCAUUCGUUUCGCCUUCGGAUAAGGGUAAUAUAACAUUAAUUACCGGACCCAACGCUAGCGGAAAAACCAUGUACAUCAAGCAGAUCGGCCUAAUCGUAUACCUAGCUCAUAUAGGUAGUUUCGUGCCGGCAGAUUAUGCAGCCAUAUCUCUUGUGGACAAAAUUCUUGCCCAAAUGCCCGCAGACAUUGCUCAACAAAAGGAACAGGAACCGAUCGCAGAUGCAAGUUGGCUCGCAAUGGUACUGAGGCACACCAGCAAAAACUCCCUUUUACUUCUGGAUGAAUUCCCCUACAUAAACGAUCGAAAUGGGCGAAAGGCAAUGUUUUUAGGACUCCUUGAGCAUCUAAGCCAAAAGGAAUCACCCACGGUUUUAAUAACCGGCCUAAACAUAAGUUGGGCUAAACAAUUUCUUGAGCCAUUGGCCCACAAAAUAAACCUCAAGAAAAUACGCGUAUCAAAUGAUGCGCAAGGACCUAUUUUCCUACAUGAAGUAACAAACGGGAUAACGGAAACUAAUUACGCUCUAAGUGUUGCUAAAAACGCAGGAAUACCCUCCGAAGUAAUCGAAAAUGCAACCAAGGUAGAUAGACCCUAUUCCUCACCCCCUCCCAUUCUAGAAUACAUACAAGCCCUUAACUGA
Molecule: messenger RNA, 855 nt
Organism: Rodentolepis nana
Lineage: Eukaryota; Metazoa; Platyhelminthes; Cestoda; Cyclophyllidea; Hymenolepididae
Source: the annotation of a GenBank genome assembly